AUGUUUUGUUACGACAAAAAAGGGGAAAAGAAACCAUUUUAUAGGCACGUUCCUAAGUUAAUCGACAGCGGUGUUCCCGUAGUAAUUUUGAUUCAUGGAUGGAGACGAUUGAUGGACCUGAAAUGGAUGGAUGACGUUGCUUUAGACUAUCGAAAGUACAAUAAUAGCUCAAAUGUAUGUCUAAUUUAUUGGGAAGAACUUGCAUGGGAAAUUGAUUUGAUGAAAUUAAAAGAAGAAUCGCUUCCAAAAGUUGUUCGACGUACCGCUCAUUUCAUUAAGCUCCUACAUGAAGAUCACGGCAUUAGUUAUGAUGACAUUUCUCUCGUGGGUCAUGGCAUAGGAGCGCAUAUCGCUGGCGCCGCUAGCAACAAAGUAGAUAAUAAAGUUGGCAAAAUUUACGCUUUGGAUCCCUUUGGACCACUAUACUCAACUUAUAUACAGGAGAAUCCUGCAGGUCGCUUAGAUCCGAAAGACGCAAAAUACGUUCAAGCUCUUUACACGUCUUCGAAUGUCUUGGGAACUGAGUUAAUUGUGGGGCAUCAAAAUUUUAAGCCAAAUUUGGGAAGAACUCCACAAACUCCCUGCUUGAAUAGUUACAUGGAACUCAAGUUUGUGUGCAGUCACCAAUUGGCUGUUGAUUACUUCAGAUAUUCUUUGAAUCCAGAAUAUGAAUUUACAGCAAUGAAGUGUAACCGAAACAUUACCAACUAUAUUGUGCAAAAUUGUGGCAAGCAACAUGUUUAUGAUCGGUUUGGAGUACAUGCCGAAGGAAUUAGUGGAGUUUUUUACUUUGAACCUUUCCCUGCAGCUCCAUAUGUGAAAACAAAAGACUUUUAA
This is a messenger RNA of Culicoides brevitarsis, 837 nucleotides long. Its product is annotated as lipase member I-like. The record is from RefSeq and is a predicted model, not a curated record. NCBI's taxonomy places the organism in Eukaryota, Metazoa, Arthropoda, Insecta, Diptera, Ceratopogonidae. Gene Ontology annotation, biological process: lipid catabolic process. The transcript has 3 exons. The coding region runs from base 1 to 837 and encodes 278 amino acids. Gene Ontology annotation, molecular function: lipase activity.